This is a messenger RNA of Caenorhabditis remanei, 486 nucleotides long. RefSeq lists its product as uncharacterized. The coding region runs from base 1 to 486 and encodes 161 amino acids. Gene Ontology annotation, molecular function: actin binding; muscle alpha-actinin binding. The record is from RefSeq and is a predicted model, not a curated record. Gene Ontology annotation, biological process: muscle structure development; actin cytoskeleton organization. The transcript is spliced from 2 exons. Gene Ontology annotation, cellular component: stress fiber; filamentous actin; Z disc. NCBI's taxonomy places the organism in Eukaryota, Metazoa, Nematoda, Chromadorea, Rhabditida, Rhabditidae.
AUGUCAACGUGUCCAGUUCCACUCACCAACUCAUCAGUUAUUCCCGUCUCAUCGAAUCCCCCGAUUCCAACUGAAAAAAUGGACAGAAGCAUCGAUCGUCGUCAAUGUGGACAGUGUCAUCAAUCUAUUGGAAGUGAGGCGCUCGUUGCCAUGAACCGUCUCUGGCAUCCGGAUCAUUUCACUUGCUCUUCUUGCAAACGUCCGAUCAAGCAGACUUUCCAGGCCGCCGACAACCACGCCUACUGUGUCCAAUGCUUCGCCCAAAAGUACAAUCCAAAGUGUGCUGGAUGCAUGGAAACUCUCGUCGAUACUUGCCUUCUGGCUCUGGAUCGUCACUGGCACCCCCGCUGUUUCACUUGCUCGUCGUGCAACCGUCCACUGCCGAAUGGAGAGUUCUAUCUGGUGGAUGAUAAGCCUUAUGAUUUGGAUUGUCAUUGGGCGAAACGUCUCGAGAAGAGAGAGCACAUGGAGAAAGGAGAGCGUUAG